Messenger RNA from Puntigrus tetrazona (Sumatra barb), 3485 nucleotides. RefSeq lists its product as uncharacterized. Lineage: Eukaryota; Metazoa; Chordata; Actinopteri; Cypriniformes; Cyprinidae. Gene Ontology annotation, biological process: protein deglycosylation. Bases 690 to 2897 code for a protein of 735 amino acids. Gene Ontology annotation, cellular component: cytoplasm. The transcript has 3 exons. The record is from RefSeq and is a predicted model, not a curated record. Gene Ontology annotation, molecular function: mannosyl-glycoprotein endo-beta-N-acetylglucosaminidase activity.
GGAGGAGGUUUCUUUGCAGCAGUCAUGGCAGAAAAUUGAUCUUUGGGAAAAGAAAUUCUAGUGACCUUGUACAAAACAUGAAGCAUCGCAUCCAGUCGUUCCAGUCUAACAUUUCGUCCACAAACGUUUUGGUUUUAAUUAGUGACAGUUUUAUGUUGACAUUUACCUCACACAGAUCUGUUUUAGUUCCAGAGGACAGUUUUUCCUGAGAAAUGCCUGUUUAUCAGACUGCAUCUUUUCGACUAACCCAGAAGCACCCGUUCAACAAGCAAGCAGUUCUCAAAAUCUAGACCCGACAUGUCUGUUUUUAUAACCGCUACACAUUCCUCCUGAUGCUGAAAGGUUUUAAUAACUGAUGUGUAACCUUACACUUCUGCUUUGGCCUCUUACAGAUCAUUAUGUCCCUUUAGCACAUAAAAAACCCCCCCAAAAAAACCACUAAAGCAUAUAAGUUGAUACUGAGAAAAAAAUCCACACCCUUUCCCCUCCCACUCUACUGAAUAAGUUAAAAAGGCGAAGACAAUAUCAUUAAUUUAUUUCGGUGAGUUCGCUGAAACAGAUAGAGGCUACUGUAUAUCUUAGGCUAAAAGCAAGUCAAUAUUUCUAACAUAAAAAAGACUCCUUUUUGGUAAAAGGACCGCCUGUGCACUUUCCUGAUUGCAGCACAUUAGGUCUGGUAUUAAGAAGACAUGGCAGAAAACGACGGGCCGGUGUCUUUCUUGGACUUGGCUGUCGUCAUGAAGUAUUUAGACCCGAACAUGACAUUAUCCGAAGCUCAAAUCCGGGUUUCAGAGCUCAAACAAUGUGCCUCUGACCUGCUGAAUCUAACAUUUCGUCCAUCACUAACAUUUUUUGAUGAGAACGCGCUCGCUCGCGGUUUAAGCUUACAUGGUACCGCAAAGGAACAAAUUCAGGCCGUUAUUGGCUACAAGAAAUCUCACCCCGCGUCCAACAAUUGCGGUUAUCACGAGUCUGUUUAUACGUCUCCGCGUCGAAUUGUAAACGAGCUGCUCGAAGCUUUGAAAGGAGAUCUGACUUACACGAAAGCCGCCAAAUCACACGCUGACUGUGACAUCUCAGCGUUGUCCUCCGAUGCGGUCUUACUUGCGGCUCAGACGUUCAUGUUUCGAAACAAACAUCGCGAUGUUUCCGACGAAGAGGCCCUCCAGGCUUUCCGCGAAGCCGUUCGAUAUCUAAAAGGGGAGCGACGCACGCCGACUGAGUUCAUGAAGUGUGACGGCCGCGAGCUCUCAGAGAUCAUCCGAUGCGUGAACCGGCAUUUCACAGUAGAAAUCAUAGAUAUAACCGGCUUUAAAAUAGCUAAAAAAGUUAUGGAUAGCAUUAAUCAAGGCACAGAGCCUCCAAAACCAGACGGGUGUAUGUAUUCGUGGGAUGCACACUUGCUGUCUGAAGUCGAUUGUCUCAGGUUUAACUAUGUAGAGAGAAAUGUAAUAUUUGGAGACGAGAGCGAUGAUUACAUAUUCCCAGUGUGGGAGAGAAUGGGGCCAACCUGUUACCGCUGGUAUAUUUUUCGUGCACGGGGUCAAUACGACGGGAAGGACUAUUACGUCGUACAGUUAAAAAAGACUACUACAAUCGGGGGUCUCAUUCACGAGUUUGAAGGUGAUUUCAGAGCCAGCGAAGACCCCGCUCUUCUCAAACGACUUCAAGAUGCCAAAAUAAAUGGGAACUGUACUAGUGAAUUCCAGGGGACACCUGCGUAUACCUGGAGCAGAGACGGCAAGCCUCCUGCUCACCCAUACUUUAUUGUGGCUCAGCUCUACUGGCCUCGUAUUCCACCCAAUUCAAAAUACCAACUGGAAGAAAUCCCGGAUAAAGUAGCCCUAGAGGUGCUUUACGAUGAGAUGCCCGCUCUAGAGGAAAAAAGAACAACCGAUCUCAAAACAUACACUUGGUUUUUGAACAAACCCGAGGACGCCGACAACGACUUCCCGGAACUGAGAGAUUAUUCUGAAGGACAGGCUUUUUCUGAUGAUUACUUGCGUCCUUCAACGGAACCCCUUCAGACAGAAGGCUUUGCUUAUGAGUGGUCAAGAGAAGAGCAUGAAAGCACACACAGAGACUUCACUUUGAUAUUCAGAGCGAGGCCAACCUGUGAAAGAGUUCCUCAGGUCGUAACAGAGGAAACGAGGAUAAGAUUUGAUUACUGGCAGUAUAUCAGAGAGUUCGUCUUCUUCGGUGGCUCGCGUCUUGAAGGAGCAGUGCUCGCCCCGGAUCCGGCCUGGAUUGAUGAGGCACACAGGAGCGGGGUCGCCAUAUUCGGCACCGUUUUCUUGCCUACUCUCUACGAGGGGGGAGACGUGAAAGACUUGGAAGAACUGGCAAAACUGGAGAACCUACAGAAACUAGUGGACAUCGCCCACCGAUUAAACUUCGAAGGGUGGUUUCUGAAUACCGAAAACUACAAGGACUAUAGCGAGCCUCGCUUAACCGCGCUGAAACUCGCAAUUCAGAAAAUGGAUCUCAGGGGUAAAGAAAUGAUCUGGUAUUUACCCAGCUGCGAUAAAAGCAAACAUUUUGACCCAGAAUUUAAAGGAGUAAGGAUGACGUGCGAUGGCAAAAUCAAUAACACAGCGUUCGCCUUUCUGGAAGAAGAAGGGAAAAAGUUGUAUUUGAAUUUUUUUAAAUUGGUUAAGGAAGUGUUUUCUGAUCGGGCUCCUCUGAAUUACCUCAUGUUUGUUGACGAACCCUAUUGGGUAAACACACUUAAACAGAGACGCUAUUUGGUAGACCCUAUCAGAUUCCCAUAUGCUCAGAAAUGUCUCUGGCAGUUCUUUCUAGGAGAAAACGGUCUGGAAAGAAAACCGACAGGCACACCUGAGUGGUAUGGAAUAGCUAAAUAUGCAAAACAAAGAAAGCGAUCUAGCAAAGAUUAACAAGUCUGGAUCGAAGGACAUUUUGACUUCAUCACAUCAUUCCAUCACCAUUAACUGAAGCUGCAUCUUCUGUUUCACUCUUUAUGAGAUAUAAUACAUUAACCUGCUUUGUAGAAUUAUGCGAUUGGUUAGUACUUGCAGCUUCAUUUUUGGCGUGUUUUAUUUCACAGUACUGAAGUUGUUUAAAAUGAAAAACCAUUAUUAUUAUUUCUGGUCUUUAUUAGAACGAUCCCCAAGCUCAUAUAAACUCUUGCAAAUAUGACUAAUUCAUGUACUCUAGUCUGUGUUGUUUAUUUGCUGUUGCUGUUGUAAGUUUCAAGAAAAGGUAGACUGCUCUGUAAAAGGUGUUCACCAAAUAAUGCUUAUUUUAUUGUACAUGCUUAGGUUUGAAACACUGAAUCUUUCUUAUAGGCAUGAGAAUCCAAUUUUAAUCAAUAUGCAUAUGUUAGAAUAGUGUUUUAAAUAGUUAAAAUCAUUAAUUAAUUGUGUUUUACUGUAAUGCUCUUUUUACCGUGCUCUUUUUCAUGCUAUGACUGAAUGAAACAGGUUGAUAUUACAAUGCUGCGGGUAUAUUUUGUGUGUGUGUGU